Molecule: messenger RNA, 1023 nt
Organism: Talaromyces proteolyticus
Lineage: Eukaryota; Fungi; Ascomycota; Eurotiomycetes; Eurotiales; Trichocomaceae
Exons: 1
Coding region: 1-1023 (340 amino acids)
Source: RefSeq, a predicted model, not a curated record
AUGGCAACUCCUGACCUGAAUCAAGCACUAAAGCACCAACAAAAUGAACCGCGAAUCGCACGUUCAAUGACUCUUCAUUUUGUCGGCGACUGGGGAAUGGCAAAUUUCCAUCGUAUUUGUUCAUGGCUGACUCAACAAUUUUGUGACCGCGCAGGGCCCGAUAGUCGAGUUGCAACCUGGAGCAUUCGAUAUGGAGGUAUUGAAGCAGUGACCUCUGUCUUUCAGGGACAGGCUCAAUUGGCUAUUGCUACCCCUGCGCAAAUGAUAACUACAGCGUUGACUGGUCAAGGAAUUUUUUCUCAAUUUGGUCCAAUGCCUUCACUCCGUGCGCUGGCUGUCCUUCCUCAGAACGAUCGUAUGGUACUGGCUGUUGACCCAAAAUUCGGAAUCCGAUCUUUUAACGAUCUGCGCAACAAAAGACCUCCACUUCGAAUCGCCACCUCAACUAAUGACGGCACUAAUUUCAUUGGAUAUACCGCCAAUGCAUAUCUCAAGGCACAUGGAAUCACCGAAGCUGAGCUUGUUUCAUGGGGUGGUGCUAUAGUUCACGCUCAACGACCAGAACAAACAGUUAUGCUCGUUCUCAGCGGAAAGGCAGAUGCUCUCUUGCAAGAGGCGAUCAUGACGCCGUGGUGGGAAGAAGUAAUUCAAAAAAAACACUUUAUUCCUCUACCUAUCGAAGAAUCGGCGCUGGAGAGGUUUGUGGAGGAAAACCCGGGAGUAAGCAAGGCGGAUCCUAAUCCACUACCUGCUGGAUUUUGGGGUAAUCUCACGGAACCCUUACCAUGCCUUGAUUUUUCUGAUUUUGUUAUACUUGUGCGAGAUGACCUGCCAGAUGAUGUAGCUUACCUGCUUACGUGGUGCCUGGUUGAAACCCGAGACGCUCUUGAGAGUCAAUAUCGUCAUAUUCCUCCUGAAAAGAGCCCUUUGACCUAUCCUCUUGAUCCGAAGAAAAUGGCUUUAUCUCCAGUCCCUCUACAUCCUGCCGCGGCCAAGUUCUACAAGGAAGCCGGGUAUCUGUGA